AUGAAGGACGAGGGUGGAGCAAUGGAAGAGACGGAGGAGCAGGUAAAGUUCAGGGCGAACACUCUGUCCCUUUCAUCGAAAAAGUUCGACAUUGGUGGCAAGGGGUAUCUCUCGCCUGCGGAACGGUUGGCUCGUGAAAUGGACAGCUGUGACGAGGGAGGGCUGAGCAAUGAAAAGGUGGUCGAAAUCGUUGAGGAAACGUUGAAGCUGCGAGAACACAACACACGGCUGAUUCAGUCGGUGUCCAACAUGAAGGUCCUCUCCUGUGUUCUCUUGGCGGUGGUGAUGAUAUUGUCUCUGGCCAAUCUUGGGACAUCCUGGGUGGCAGUUGAGUUGGCCAAGGACACUACGAUCGACACGAGUGGGAUGAUCCGUAGUAAGACUGAUGGUCGUGCUGUGCAUACUGUCGGCAAUGGAGAGACGUUCGACAUGACAUUGGAAGACAACUUGCUGGAUGGACACAAGUACUCAUGUGUGUCCGCAGAGAAAGCAGCGAAGAUGUACGGAGCAGCGAAGGAUGGAGUCAACACCAUUGCUGUAUGGAACUCUAACGCAGCCACUGGCACGCAACAGUCGGGCAUGGCGCUCUCUUUCCAAGGGGCCACCAUGAACGACACCCAUGCCUGCCUUCCCGCACAGGAUGGAAGCGACUCGAUCUGUUUCCACUUUCACAGCAAUGCUUGCGCUGAAGAACAAGAACACCGGCGGAUGGAGGUCACGCCUCGCCAAAUUGAACAACGCAGAAAACUUUUCCAGGACCUCAUCGACGGCCGAGGAUCCUCCGAGCACCAUCACCCCGAUCAACACCACCGACACUUGUGUCGCGCUCAAUGCGGGGACUGCUGUAGUGGGCGCCGCUCGCUAGCCCAACAGGAUACGUCCUGUGAUAGUUGCAGCCUCGAAACGAAUGGAUAA
Messenger RNA from Seminavis robusta, 915 nucleotides. The record is from the annotation of a GenBank genome assembly. Lineage: Eukaryota; Bacillariophyta; Bacillariophyceae; Naviculales; Naviculaceae.